Messenger RNA from Daldinia caldariorum, 1714 nucleotides. RefSeq lists its product as uncharacterized. Gene Ontology annotation, cellular component: phagophore assembly site. The coding region runs from base 157 to 1497 and encodes 446 amino acids. The transcript is spliced from 5 exons. Gene Ontology annotation, biological process: autophagosome assembly. The record is from RefSeq and is a predicted model, not a curated record. NCBI's taxonomy places the organism in Eukaryota, Fungi, Ascomycota, Sordariomycetes, Xylariales, Hypoxylaceae.
UGGCAGUUAGCUUGGUCGCUUUCUCAACCAAACGUCCCCAUCUCAUCAUCUUCUUUCCCGAUCAAGAUCAUCGAAACUAGCACAGCGCCUACCCCAAGGCCUGCAGAUCUCAUCUCACACGCGGAUAGGCACUAGCUAAGCAUGACUUGACACAGAAUGGCGCCUACGCAGCCAGAACCGACCUACACGGUUUUUGUCCGACUCCCGUUUCCUAGAGGUGGCUUCGUCGAUCCUCCGCCUGUAAAUUGGGAUUCGAGUAAAGAUGAGAUUCUCUGGGACAUUGUAUCCCAUCCUUCCAGGACGGAGAUAGACUGGAAUGACAUCGCAAAUUCAUUCGGAGUCACCGUCGACUUCCUCCUUCAACAGGUUACUUGGCUCACCGAUCGCCAUGCCUCUCAAGUUCGAAACCAGAUGCGUAGGGCUGUAGCCGCUGCCAGGAGCUCGGCACAGUCUCCUCAACCUGGUCCUGAUAGUCCAUACUUAGCGGAACCCAUGCGGCGGACCGCUUCUGGUGACAGGUCGGUACGAGCACCGUCGGCAUUGUCCAUUCGGAAGGACUCCGCUCUACCGCGUAACGACGGUAGUGUUCCCGGUACACCAAUGAGAAGUACCCCGCGACCAACUGUGGCGCGCACGUCCUCGUCAAAUACCGCCGUCGUCUAUACCGUUCGCAACCUAAACAGCAGCGGCAAGGCUCCCGUAAAACCUAACAUCGACUCUCAGCGCCACCGUCUCUCAUCCCUUCCCAUUGCAACAUCCGUCGACGAGGAGGAUACUCAAAAUAAUAAUAAUAACAAUAGCGAUAAUCAAAAAACCGAAAUACCGUCCCCGGUUCCAGACGACUACAGCGACUCUGAAAGCUCUUCGUCCUCUUCCAGUCCCGCCCAGUCCAGAAUCAUCCGUCGACCCCCGCGUUUCCAAGGUACUGACGCUGCUCCCUCCUCGUUUGCUGACGACGAAGAUGAUGGCGAUGACGACGACGAUGACGACGACGAUGCAGGGCCGGCUUUUCUACCGUACCAGCUGCAAGCAGACGGCAGCAGCGGCGCGCAACAUGAUCUCAACGCCACGCUCCGCGGCAACCCGUCGCGUGACUUCGUGAAGCGCCACGCCGCCGCGGCCGCCGCGAUGGGGUCGGGCCGCGUCCAUCGCUCGCAGACCUCGGACUCGUCGACGAACUCCACGGCACCCUCCGCCAUGAGCAACAGCCGAACCGGGCCGGGCGGCGGCCCGCUGUCGCCGCGCAGGACCAUGGAACUGGCGGGACGGAGUCCUGGGGCCAAGGGCAAGGGCAAGGGGCACUCGAAGAAUAGCGACAGCGGCACUCCGAGCAUAGGGAGCAGCUUUAGUGAUCUCGAUGAUACUUCGGUCACGCAGUCCGCUCUAGAAGAAGCGUUCGCCAGCCAGAUACAGCACGGCACGAUGAGUAAUCUCAGAGGCACCAUCAGCGCGGCCUUCCGGGGCAGCAGGUAUCUCCCUGGUAAUUCGAAUCCGUAAGGUGCCGGUUUACGGACAAUUCAACCUUCAUUCCUGUCUUAUAUUUUGAUUUUAAUCUUCGCCCUUUUUUUAUUUUUUUAUUUAUUUUUUUAUUUAUUCCUCUCUUUCUCUCUUCUAAUUUCCGUGGACAUCUCUUUACUCAAUUCAGGCGAUCGGUCAGGGGGAACAAAUUUGGUUGGGGGCUAGGUUUUCGGUUAGGCUCGGUUUGGUUUCGGUU